Messenger RNA from Nelumbo nucifera (sacred lotus), 2480 nucleotides. RefSeq lists its product as uncharacterized. Lineage: Eukaryota; Viridiplantae; Streptophyta; Magnoliopsida; Proteales; Nelumbonaceae. The record is from RefSeq and is a predicted model, not a curated record.
ACCACCACUCUCUUCCAAUAGUUCCAAACCGGUGUUUCUACUUCUUCUCACCUUUUAGGCGUCGCUGCCUUUUGGGUUUGAGUAGUUUCUCUGUAGUAGUUCUCUGCUCAGUGCUCUUACUCUCUCUUUCAAACAGGAAGCGCAUUUCAUUCGAUCCGUUCCCGUAUAUUAGGGUUUCUUAGAGAACUCCGUCGGAACAUUCUGUACGAUGAUAGUUCUGUAGUCUCUGGUCUCUAGUCUUGCUGUUGCUUUGCUCAUUCUCUCUCACAUAAAUAUUUUCUUAAUAUUAGACAGCAGAAGAGGGAAAAGGGGUAAGGGUUUGAUCUUCUGCUUCUCUUAGAGUUUUGUUUGAGUAGGUUUUAGGGGGGGCGGUAGUUUUUGGAAAUGGAGAAGAAGCAGGGAUUCUUCUCGGCUUUAAAGGAAGAGGUGGUAAGAGGGUUAUCGCCGGCGAGGUCGAGGACCAGGAGUCCGUCCCCGAUUUCUGGGCUUCUCCGGAGGAGGAAGCAGUACGUAGCCCAUCCUGAGCCGUUGGUUGCAAGAUCCGGGAGCUUGAGACCGGUGGGGGAGACGCUGACACCGUUGAUGGAAGGGCCUGAUCCCGAUGCCUGCGAGGGUGGUGAUUCGAAGAAGGAAGGAUGGGGUCAUUGGAUGAAAGGCCAGCUCUCAAGGGCGCCGUCGGUUUCUUCGUCUCCUUUCAAGCGUUCCGAUCUGAGGCUUCUCCUUGGUGUCAUGGGCGCGCCUCUCGCCCCUGUUCACGUUAGCACUGCCGACCCUCUGCCUCACCUUAGCAUCAAAGACACUCCCAUUGAAACUUCGUCUGCUCAGUACAUAUUGCAACAGUACACGGCUGCAUCAGGAGGGCAAAGGCUGCAGAGCUCCAUCCGAAAUGCCUAUGCCAUGGGAAAGGUCAAGAUGUUAGCCUCCGAGUUCGAGACAGCUACAAAGGUUAUGAGGAACCGGAAUGCUUCAAGAGCGGCCGAAUCAGGUGGGUUUGUUCUGUGGCAGAUGAACCCAGAUAUGUGGUAUGUGGAGCUUGCAGUUGGUGGCAGUAAGGUUCAUGCUGGUUGCAAUGGAAAGCUGGUCUGGAGGCACACCCCAUGGCUUGGUGCGCAUGCUGCAAAAGGGCCUGUUAGACCAUUACGUCGUGCACUUCAGGGUCUUGAUCCAAGAACCACCGCCAGCAUGUUUGCUAAUGCGAGGUGCAUCGGAGAGAAGAAGGUCAAUGGUGAGGAUUGCUUCAUCCUUAAGCUCUGUGCGGAUCCACAGACAUUGAAGGCCCGAAGCGAAGGGCCGGCGGAGAUAAUAAGGCACGUUUUGUUUGGCUACUUCAGCCAAAGGACGGGGCUCCUUGUCCAGAUGGAAGACUCCCAUCUUAGCCGCAUUCAGUCAAAUGGUGGUGAUGCCGUGUAUUGGGAAACAACCAUUAAUUCUUUUCUUGAUGACUAUAGACCUGUGGAAGGAAUUAUGAUAGCCCAUUCAGGCCGUUCGGUAGUGACUCUUUUCAGGUUUGGCGAGAUGGCAAUGAGUCACACCAAGACAAGAAUGGAGGAGGCAUGGACAAUUGAGGAGGUAGCGUUCAAUGUUCCCGGUCUGUCGAUAGAUUGCUUCAUUCCCCCGGCUGAUUUAAGGUGUGGCUCCAUCAGCGAGGCAUGUGAGCUCCCUCGUGGUGAGAGGGGAAAGGCCACGGCGGUGGCAACACAUCGGGCCAAAGUCGCUGCACUUGAGAAAUCACAUAACCACAACAUGGAUAAUGUUGUAUGGAAGAUGAAAGUCUAACAAUUGUGGGGGUAGGUAUUAGGGGAAAAUUGUUCAUACAGGUGGUGGGUACUUUAAUUGACUGACAUGUUAGAAGGUGGAAGUGUAGGAGUGAAGCUGACCAAGUAAUUUUGGAGUUGGAAAAUCAUCCAAUCUCUGUAAAUAGGAGCAUAAUCAUUCACAGGAGGUCCUGCUUGGCGCCUGCACGAAUCUUUAUACUCUCAAAGGCAGCAUUAGAGGUCGGGGUUCCAUUUCUGGCCGGGACAUGGUACAGAUGGAGAGGUUUGUUUUUUUUUUUUUUCGCUUUUCGGUGUACCUUCCAUACACGGAGGCUGGUGGCGAUGUUGUGUUGAUAUCUCGGAGAGGCACCACUAACCUGCCAUGAUUUCUACUAAUUCUCUUUCCUGAAGUAUGUGACGGCGGUGGCAACAAGAAUCUGGCUGCCUGUCGUCAUGGCUUGGCACUAUUUUUUUUUUUUUUUUCAUGUUGUUAGUUUUUGGUUUGUGUGGGCUUGGUUUUUGAGUAAUGUAGAAGUUGUCUUUGGCUGGGUCUCUCUCGAGCUUGGCCCUGGUACAGGAGUUGGAUGGUAACGGGAGGGGGAUGAAAAUCCAUAUUUUUUUUUUUCUUUCCUUUCUGCUGUAACCAAAAGUUGAGUGUCUGAUCUGGGUUUUUGUUAUAUUGUCACGAAUGCUAAGGAAAGAUGUAAAAAAACAAGUAUUUAUUUA